AGGCGAGUGCCAGAGGACAAGACCAGCGAAGCGCGUUCUCCUGAUAGAAUUGCUCACAAGGUACAUUCCAGCAUUCUUUCCAGUCCAGCACGCGCUCUUUAUCAGCCCAAGACACGUAUUCGAGAGCAGAGAGAUUGCGACAUUGUUGGGAAAUUAUCUGCUGCUAUUAUUGUUAUAAAUUAGGCGCGGCGGGCGCAGCAAGUAUGUUAGUCUCCUCUGCUCUUUCGCUCGCCAGGGUGAACAACCUUAACCAAGGUCGCAAACCUGACGGCCACGCGUUGCUGCCUUUUGGAUAAAAACUUUGCACUUUGGUUGGCAGAAAGUGAGACGUGUCGUUCCAAAGGGUUAUCUUAGUAAUUGCCAAAAGCAGUGAAAUGUAAAAAGAUAAAUAUUUAAUUUUAGCCAAAUAGAAUUCUCCAAAUAACGUGAGACACUAGUAAGGCCGAUGGCCAUUAUAUUUUUACGAAACUCAAAGAGGGCGUACUAAAUUUGUAAUAUUGUUUUUCGGUGUUGUUGGAAUUUUGAUUGUGAGUUCCAGCAUACUAAUAAUACUAUCAACUACAUAACUGGUGUGUUUAAUACAAAGAAACAAACAUUACUGACGCAAAUUGAGUAGAAAACGUCCUAUUGAAAGGAGCCUGAUUGCAAGUCAAUUAUUUCACCCAGAUAUUAAUUCCGAGAACGAGUUUGUUAGAAAGUAGUGUAGCGUGGGAGCGUCUUCAUCUCGCUGUGUGUGCGAUGCAUGGCAACAGUGGGUUGAGAUGGAACCGGCGGCCACGUCACUCCUGCCGCUCCAGGCCCGAUGGAAGAAAAGAAACACCACCAACGCCCCCGAGUGAUCAAGGUUUCCAGUUGAAAAAUGACAGCUCGAGAUAAUUGUUUUGUCACAUCAGAAAUCCUACCUCAUUUGGACCGCGAUGAAAAGGCCGAGUCAGUUGUGAAUUCAGAUUAUGUUGUUUCAAGAUUUCCCUUCUACACACCAGUCCUGGAAAUAAGUUCCGAGCAUAUUGUGGACGAUGACGGCGAUUUGAUUCUAGAUAGACGAGAAAAUGUCAUUUCUAUCGAGCACGGCAAGUCAACCUCACUGGACAAAGUUGGUCUUCAGGUGUGGAGAGGAGCCCUUCUGCUGGCAGACUGGGUUCUCCACAACGCAAACCUUUUGUUGAAUGCCACCGUUCUUGAACUCGGAUCAGGCACUGGUCUUACUUCCAUUGCAGCUGCCAUGGUUGCAAAAGAAGUUAUAUCAACAGAUGCAAAUAUAGGGAAAAUUUUGCCGCUCAUUGAAGCAAAUUUUAAUAGAAAUUCAGACACUCUGAGAAGCUCUUUCAAAGUGAUGGAAUUUGAUUUCUUUGCUCAAGAAUGGUCAACCGAGUUGAAAGAUGCUGUUUCAAGAACCAAUGUUGUGAUUGCAGCAGAUGUUAUUUAUGAUGACGAUCUGACCGAGGCAUUUGUGUCCACCCUUAAACGUAUCAUGAGCCAACCACCAGCUAAGACUGUAAUCAUGGCUUUGGAGAAAAGGUAUGUUUUUACUUUAGAAGAUCUCGACUCUGUUGCCCCUUGCUUUGAGCAUUUUCUGAGAUGCAUUGGAAAACCUGACUUUCCAUGGAAGUUGGAGACUGAAAGUUGUGAUUUUCCCCAAUACUUUAAAUAUGAUCGGACAAAGGAAUUGGCGCUAUGGAAAAUUUCGUCAAUGUAAUGCUAAAUAUUUUUCAGGAUUAUAUUUUGUGUUAAAUUAAAACAAUUAUCAACAUAAACUUGUGCAAUAUUU
This is a messenger RNA of Cloeon dipterum, 1768 nucleotides long. Its product is annotated as methyltransferase-like protein 22. The transcript is spliced from 7 exons. NCBI's taxonomy places the organism in Eukaryota, Metazoa, Arthropoda, Insecta, Ephemeroptera, Baetidae. The record is from RefSeq and is a predicted model, not a curated record. Gene Ontology annotation, cellular component: nucleus. The coding region runs from base 860 to 1696 and encodes 278 amino acids. Gene Ontology annotation, molecular function: protein methyltransferase activity. Gene Ontology annotation, biological process: protein methylation.